AUGUGUAAUGUGACGUGUCUGAGACUGUCAAACACAUCGAUUUUGGUUACGUUUAUAUAAACGUGAUUAAGCAAUAUUUUAUAAUUGUAUUAAUUACAAAUAUAAAUUAAACGGUAUUUUUCUAUUAAAUAACCACGAAAAAUGGUUUACGUAUCAAGUGCUGGAAACGUCUUAGGUGAUACUCCCUUGUAUUUAAAAGUGUAUAGAUUUUUUACACACGUAAUUCUCAUGGUCAUUGUAUUUUUCAAAACAUUAAUCAAUCCUGACAUGAACAAAUAUGGAAGUGAAUAUACAAGAGAUUAUAGACCUGGCUCUGGGCCACCACGUCCACCAACACGUAGAAUAGGAAGACCUAAUACAGGGCAUACUAUUGAUAUUCCGAUUGGAGGAUGUAGAAGUUGUGUUGGAUAAAGUAAAUUUUAAAUACAAUAAUAAAAGACCAAAAUCUCCUAAUUUCUUCAUACUCGUUAUAACUGUAAGAUUGAAAAAUUAAGUUAUCUAUCAAUUUGAAAUUUGUAUGAUGGAAAAGUAAUGAACAAAGAUU
This is a messenger RNA of Eufriesea mexicana, 544 nucleotides long. Its product is annotated as selenoprotein K. Bases 142 to 411 code for a protein of 89 amino acids. NCBI's taxonomy places the organism in Eukaryota, Metazoa, Arthropoda, Insecta, Hymenoptera, Apidae. The transcript has 4 exons. The record is from RefSeq and is a predicted model, not a curated record.